Molecule: messenger RNA, 748 nt
Organism: Phragmites australis (common reed)
Lineage: Eukaryota; Viridiplantae; Streptophyta; Magnoliopsida; Poales; Poaceae
Product: sm-like protein LSM7
Exons: 5
Coding region: 171-467 (98 amino acids)
Biological process (GO): mRNA splicing, via spliceosome; nuclear-transcribed mRNA catabolic process
Cellular component (GO): Lsm1-7-Pat1 complex; U2-type prespliceosome; catalytic step 2 spliceosome
Molecular function (GO): RNA binding
Source: RefSeq, a predicted model, not a curated record
AUUCCCCAUCCAUUAGGUUCGGAGAGUGCUUUCUUCUUCGCGAGUUCCCGAGCAGCGGCGGCCGCAUCGAUUUCUAGGGCGAAAUUCGCGGAAAGCUUCCGGCGAUUUGCGGCUUCGAGGCGGCGGUAGGAGGAGCCGGUCGAAGGAUUUGGUUGCGUGCGGGAGGUGAGAUGGCUGGGCGCAAGGAGACUGCACUCGACCUGGCUAAGUUCGUCGACAAGGGCGUCCAGGUGAAGCUCACCGGCGGACGGCAAGUGACAGGAACUUUAAAGGGGUAUGACCAGCUACUGAACUUAGUGCUAGAUGAAGCAGUUGAGUGUGAAAGAGAGCAAGAUGACCCAUUGAAACUGUCAGGAAAAACCAGACAGCUUGGCCUCAUUGUGUGCAGAGGCACAGCAGUUAUGCUGGUGUCACCAACUGAUGGCACUGAUGAGAUUGCCAACCCUUUCCUCGCAGACGGGGCAUAAGCUUGCACUGGUCGAUUGUUUAGAACCGUGCUCUCAAAGCACCUUGAGAACUCUCUGUUCCAGUGGGUUGGGGGGGGGGGGGGGCUCCCAUCCCGUGUAUCGUUGUACUCGUUGGUAAUGAACUUUGUACUUUGCAUUGAGCAACUUAAAAUAUCGACCAGUUGUUCCGAAUGAGCCGCUACUUAUGUUUUUUGCCACUUCUAUGAAAAUAUGGGCUGGUUUGUCAUAGCUUCAGAAAUUCUUGUAGCUGUAGCUGAAUAAAGAGGUGAUGUUUGAGUGAA